AUGUCCCUGGCUGCCAACUCCGUGAGGGGCCCCACAAAGCCCCCAGCCAAAGGCAGCUUUCCCUUAGACCGGGACCACCGCUGCAGCACGGAGCAGCACCGCUACCUGCGCUGCCUAACGCAGCAGCAGCAGCAGCAGCAGCAGCAGUUUGAGGCGUACGACCACCUGCCCUGCCGCGAGCUGGCGAAGGCCUUUCUCAAGUGCCGCAUGGACACCAAUUUGAUGCAGCAGGAGGACUUCGAGCAGCUCGGCUUUGCUGCUUCUCCUCAAGCAGCAGCAGCAGCAGGUGCAGCAGCAGCCGGUGCAGCAGGUGCAGCAGCAGCAGGUGCAGCAGCAGCAGGGCGAGCAGGGGCUGCAGCAGUCGACAGCCUGGCUGAAACAGCCGCCUCCCCCGAACACGGCGCACCCCCAACUGCACCAGCAGCAGCAGCAGCAGCACCAGCAGCACCAGCACCAGCAGCAGCAGCAGCAGCAAAGUCAAAAGAAGAGACAGGCUACCUGGCUGGCAUUUCGGCGCUGCAGCCAUAUUCUAACAGGGGCUUCUUUGGGCGAGUUGUGGCUCGCUUUAGUUGGCCGAAGCAGUUUCUGCAGCCCUUCUUUUCCCGCAGCAGCAGCAGCAGCAGCAGCAGCAGCGGCAGCAGCAGCAGCAGCAGGAAGGGGAUGCAGCUGUUGCCUUCGGAGCCGAGUGACAUGGACAGCAGCAGCAGCAGCAACAGCAGCAGUAGCAGCGGGAGGACUAGCGUGGGAUUCGAUAGACUCGACCACUACCCAGAUAGCAGCAGCAACAGCAGCAGCAACAGCAGAAGCAGCAGCGACUCCGCAGCAGCAGUUUGA
Messenger RNA from Eimeria tenella, 834 nucleotides. RefSeq lists its product as uncharacterized. Gene Ontology annotation, cellular component: mitochondrial intermembrane space. NCBI's taxonomy places the organism in Eukaryota, Apicomplexa, Conoidasida, Eucoccidiorida, Eimeriidae. The record is from RefSeq and is a predicted model, not a curated record. The coding region runs from base 1 to 834 and encodes 277 amino acids. The transcript has a single exon. Gene Ontology annotation, biological process: mitochondrial respiratory chain complex IV assembly.